Molecule: messenger RNA, 924 nt
Organism: Sturnus vulgaris (Common starling)
Lineage: Eukaryota; Metazoa; Chordata; Aves; Passeriformes; Sturnidae
Source: RefSeq, a predicted model, not a curated record
AUGGCGAAGGCCGGGCACGCCUGGAGCCGCGCGGCGGCACAGCAGGACGAGGCCGAGGAGGGCGAGGAUCCCCUGGAUGCCAUGAUCGCGCGGACCGGCUGCCUGGAGCAGCACCGGCAGCUGCAGGAGUGCAUGGCGGAGCGGCAGGACUGGCGGCACUGCCAGGAACAGGUCCGCGCCUUCGGAGCCUGCAUGGCCCGGCGGCAGCAGCAGCAGCAGCAGCGAGGGCCGAGCCCAGCCCAGCCCACGGACUGACACCGCCCGGACUGCUCCCCUGUUGGGUUUAUUUCUAUACGACUGCUCGUGGAAUUGUUGGGAAAUUAAAUCUGGAAUUUGUCAUCCCUCGGCUUCAUCUGUGCCACUGGGAUAACUUCAAGUUGGAGGGGGUGGCUGGUUUGGAGGGUACGGCGUCAAGCUGUGCCACGGUAGGUUCAGGUUGGACACCAGGAAGAAUGUCUUAAUGGCAAGGGGUUUUAAGCAUUGGGAGGGACUGCCUAGGGAGUCCCCAUCCCUGGAGGUUCCAAGAACUGGACAUGGCACUCAGUCCUCUAGGCUGGUGACAAAGUGGGGAUUGGGCACAGCUUGGAUUCAAUGAUUUCAGAGGUCUUUGCCAACCAAAAUGAUUCUGUGCUUGUGGAUAUCCAGCCCAAAAUGUCCCAAAUCCAGGAACACACACAGCACUCAGGCUGGGUCUUACCUCCAGAACAGCCCUGCUAUGGAUUUUUACUCCGUGUCCUCUGUGCCAUCCUAAGGCUUUUUCCAGCAGUGCUUAUCUCCUGUCCUACAGGAUGGGAUUUAUCUCCUGGGAAGCCACAGAAAAAUUAGAUAUGGGAGAAAAAGGGAGUCUCAUCUGACCAUCAUGUGCUGGUAAAUAAGCCUUGAGAAAGAUAAUAAAAUUUUUUUUUGCAUGGCUUUUGCCAGAAA